GUCAUUAGAUAUCCCAGUUUCUUUGCUUUAAAUGUCGUCCUUAAUUUUAGUGCGGUUUGUUUUGAAAUUUUAGUCAAAGAUGAAUACAUAAAUCUUCACUUCAGCAUGAAAUUCAAUUAAGUUUUUAUAUUCCAAAAUAUACCAUUAUAGCGAAGCAGAGUUGAACCAUAUUUGUCCUUGCGCCUUGAUGGGCAUGACAAACUCAACUACAUGAUUUUGUAAAUGUAUCGAAAUAGAAAAGUACGAAGAAGAAAGAAGGGUGGACGUCGAAUUGGACCUUCAGGUGUUCAUGAACGAAUCAAAAUUUGCUUUUGUACGGACCUAGAUAAAUCGGUUCUGGUGAAUAAUUUCGAGAAACGCGGUUGGGUACAAGUCGGGGCUGAUGAUGACUGGAAUUUCUAUUGGGCUGGUGUUCAGACAUGCCGGAAUAUAUUUAGCGUGGAUAGUGGAUAUAGGAUGCACGACAAUCAAAUCAUAAAUCACUUUCCAAAUCAUUAUGAGCUAUCUCGGAAGGAUUUGCUGGUGAAAAACAUCAAGCGCUAUAGAAAGGAUUUAGAACGUGAUGGUAGCCCACUAGCUGAAAAAACUGAAAGUAAUCAGCCCGGUGGAGCGCGUUAUCUCUAUCUGGACUUUAUUCCAGUUACGUUUGUUCUUCCGGCUGAUUACAACAUGUUUGUUGAGGAAUAUAGAAAACAUCCGCAAAGCACAUGGAUCAUGAAACCAUGCGGUAAAUCACAAGGUGCGGGAAUUUUUUUAAUCAAUAAGUUAUCAAAAUUGAAGAAGUGGUCCCGUGAGGCGAAAGGCGCAUUUCAUCCACAGAUCGGGAAGGAAAGUUAUGUGAUUUCGAGAUACAUAGAUAACCCACUUUUGAUUGGAGGCAAAAAAUUUGAUUUACGUCUGUACGUGCUGGUGACUUCGUUUCGUCCUUUGAAGGCAUAUCUUUUUAAAUUGGGAUUCUGUCGUUUCUGUACUGUGAAAUAUGAUACCAGUGUAACCGAGUUGGACAAUAUGUAUGUUCACUUGACCAACGUGAGCGUUCAGAAGCACGGGGGUGAAUAUAAUAAUCUGCAUGGGGGCAAGUGGUCUGUCCAAAACCUUCGUCUCUAUUUGGAAGGAACGAGAGGCAAAGAAGUCACAGAUCGUUUAUUUGGAUCGAUAUCCUGGCUCAUAGUGCAUUCACUGCGAGCGGUUGCUCCGGUAAUGGCCAGCGAUCGACAUUGUUUCGAGUGCUAUGGUUACGACAUUAUCAUUGAUAACAAUUUGAAACCGUGGCUGGUUGAGGUGAAUGCUUCACCGUCACUUACAUCGACAACUGUAAAUGAUAGGAUACUUAAAUAUAAGUUAAUUGAUAACAUAUUGUCAGUUGUUCUGCCUCCGGAUGGCGUUCCAGACGUGCGAUGGAAUAAAAUCCCAGGCCCAGAAGCAAUGGGAAAUUUCGAACUAUUGUUGGAUGAAGAACUAGCAUCACAGGAUGAGAGUCAAGCCAAUACAACCAACAAGAGCAAAAUGAAUAGUGGUAAUCGAUGGAAGUGAUGAUAGAAUCAUGUAUAAAAAUGUUAAAAAUUCAAGUUAA
Messenger RNA from Hermetia illucens (black soldier fly), 1573 nucleotides. RefSeq names its product probable tubulin polyglutamylase TTLL1 (gene TTLL1B). Gene Ontology annotation, molecular function: ATP binding; tubulin-glutamic acid ligase activity; tubulin binding. The coding region runs from base 223 to 1533 and encodes 436 amino acids. Lineage: Eukaryota; Metazoa; Arthropoda; Insecta; Diptera; Stratiomyidae. The record is from RefSeq and is a predicted model, not a curated record. Gene Ontology annotation, cellular component: cilium. Gene Ontology annotation, biological process: microtubule cytoskeleton organization; protein polyglutamylation. The transcript has 7 exons.